GCUGGAAUCCAAAGGGAUUCCGCGGCGGAGGCUGCAGCAUCUGGCAGCUGCCUGUGACAUCAGCGAAGAGUUGGAACUCCUGGAGGACGAGCCACUAGAGGCUUUGCGCCUGGAGUGCGCAGUCCGGGAGCUGCCCUUCGUAGUGCUUCGAGACAGGCGCGAGCUCGCCAUCUGCCUCCUGGCCAUCGCACUGUGGGAUGCACUGCCGCAUUCGGAGCUCGUUCGCGAGGCGAGACACUGGGGCGUACCGACAUCCGCAGGCGACGCAGAAGGUCUCAUCGCUCAUCUCGUGGAUGCGUUGUGGACCUCUUUGGCUGAGGCUCGUGGAGUUCCCGUGCGGCGGCUGCCAGUGGCUGUCGGCAUCGCUUUGGUGGGGAAGGCUGCUCGCUUGGAAGGAUGUUCGGCCAAGCGCGUCGAAGCAGAGUUCGGCCGCAUGGCGAGGCGCCGUGGCUUGCCUGCCGAGCCUGGGGCAGGGAAGCAGUUUUACAUCGAGCUGAUCAUGCUCAUGCUGGUGUUGGAGGAAGCCAGUAUCGAGCAACUGAAACAGGAGUGUCGCGAAGCCGGCUUGGCAGGAUCUGCCAAUGUCACCGGUGAAGCAGCUCAGCGCGAGCUGCUGCAGCGGCGGCUCCUUGGAGCCGCGCUGAGUGAUCGAUGGGAGGCUCGGGGGAUACCUAUAGCUCGCCUCGGAAUGGAG
Symbiodinium sp. CCMP2456 is the source of this 694-nucleotide messenger RNA. Lineage: Eukaryota; Dinophyceae; Suessiales; Symbiodiniaceae. The record is from the annotation of a GenBank genome assembly.